GUGCCGGCGCCACCGCAGCACACAGAACGACGUGCGCGAUCCGCUAUCCCAGUGUCCCUCGGUGCUUUCCGCUUUUCAACGCUUCGAUGAUUCGCCGCCUGACGCUGCCCGCUCACCACAGCUGAAAGGAUACCACACACAAUUCGCUCAUGUUGUUCACCCAACACCUAUUUAUUACCAUUAUCGUGGGCUUUGCCCUCUUCACCUGCCAACCGUCUGCUGCUGAAACACAGGAGAGCUUACGGAAGGCGAAGGAAAACGAAAGCCGACCAGCUACGAGAGUAGAGCGCUCAGCAGUGCUCCGUGACGACGGCGACCCUCCGCCGGCCACAACUGAGCCGAGGAAGAACAGUGAGUCAAAGUCACGGGUCAAGCGCACGCGCAGAUUACCAUAUAGGUGGGCGCGACAAGCGCCACCAGCCGUCGGGGUCGGAUGGACACAGUACCAGGGUCAAACGGACACCAUCCAACAGUCCUGGUACACGGACUCAUCGGGCCGGGUCAUUACUAGCGGUCAGACUGUAAACGGUCGUCAUCUCCCGCCGUUAGCCCCGGCGAUCGCAUGGGUCAACGGACCGAGUGGUCCCUUGCCUCCGGGUUCGGUGGUUCCCCCAGGUUUGCAGGACGCGUUAAGGAAGCUAAUAGUUGGCGCCGUGCAGCCGGUGAACCCAGCUGGACCUGGACCCCAAGUAAUUCCGGCGUCACCGGUCGGAGGGGAAGGACCAGCGGGCCAACCAGCAGCACCCGCACAGCAGCCGUACGGAGUGGGUAGCGGUGCUCAGCCCAUUCCGGGAGUCGUUGGAAUCCCAGACACCGCGGCUACCUUACAGGAUGAAGCCGAGCAGGAUAUUUAUAGGCCGGAGAAAUCACAGAAUCCGAGGCAAGGCAUGCAGAACGCCAGGGCUGGCGUACAGCCGAAGCUGGUGCUCUCUUUCAAGAAGGCAGUGCCCCCGAAGGAGGAGGAAGAUGAUGAAGAUGAGAAAGAGGAAAGGUUACCCCGCAUGCCCCCCUGGCAUGGCGGAGGCUUCGGUCCUCCAGGUCACGGCGGAGGUCCGCCUGGCCAUGCCAAGAGAGGUGGUGGCAAAGGGAGGAAAGGCGGUGGCCACGGUGGUGGCCGUGGCCGUGGCCCUGGUGGACGCGGUCCUCCCGGCCGUGGCCCUGGUGGACGCGGACCUCCCGGCCAUCGUGAUUAUGACGACUACGACACCCAAGAAGGCCGCGGAGGUCAUGGUCCUCCCCGUGGUGAAGACUAUCCCGACGGUCCGCACCCGGGACGUGGAGGCCACGGUCAUCCUCCGCCGCAAGAAGGCUACCCACAAGACCCUCACCGUGAGCAGCGGCCAUCACCGCAUCAACCGCCCCACAGGCCGCCUCCCGAAGAAGGACCGCGACAGCAGCACCCUCCGCCGACGCAGGACCAGUACCAGCCUCCGCCACCACGGGAGAGGCCACCGGCACCGAGACCCACGCCGCCUCUUGCGUACGACCCCAACGAACCUGAAGAAGAGCCUGAGGACGGCCCCGCAGCCGGGCAGCCGUCGCAGAGUCCAAACCUGCGAGACUUGCAGCCACUGUGUGGAGUCCGGAGUCUUGCGUUUGCCGAAGACAAGUCGAACGACUACCAGACGGUGCCCUUCAUCGUGGGCGGCAACGUGACCUCCCACCGGAGCUGGCCGUGGAUGGCAAGACUUGAACUGCUCAAUCCCGACGAGACAACAUAUAAAUUCUUAUGUGGAGGCAGCCUCAUCAGUGCCCGCUACAUGAUCACUGCUGCACAUUGCUUCAGCCCCAUACCAGAGCGAGCGCAGAACUACCGCGUGGUAUUCUUCUCGCCCCGGCCGGGCUUCACGCUGGAGCGUAUCGUGGAGAAGAUCAUCAUCCACGACAAGUACAACAGCUACUCGCACUACUACGACAUCGCGGCGGUGCGUUUCAACCGCGACCUGCUGCGGCCUUUCAUGCCGAUCUGCCUGCCCACGCCGACUUUCGCUGGCCGGGCCCUCAAAGAUCAGGAGGCGUACGUCAUCGGAUGGGGGUCCACAAAAUUCGGUGGGCCCAGCAGCAAGGAGCUUCGCGAAGUGUCGCUGCCCAUCUGGUCGAACUCGGAGUGCAAGAAGGUCUACGACCCGCUCAACUCGCAGCACAUCGACCGGGGCAUCACGAAAGAACAGCUCUGCGCGGGCCGCAAGGAGGGCGGCGUCGACGCGUGCCAGGGUGACUCCGGUGGGCCUCUCAUGCUGCUAGACAGCAACAAGAGGUGGACGCUGGUGGGCAUCGUCUCGUUCGGCCACUCGUGCGCAAGCCCAAACUUUCCGGGCGUGUACACGCGGACGGACUCUUACCUCGAUUGGAUACGGCAGAACGUCAACUUCACGGCGUGACCCCCCAGUCGCGCCCUUUUAGGAUCUUUGAAAUUCGUUUCUUUUUUAAAAGAAGGAUGCGCCCUGUGGGCGCUCUCUUUUCUUUAUUGCUAAGAAAUCUGCGCUGGUCGCACAAACAAAUGUUGAAGAAUUUUAACGGGACCUACAUUAGCAUGAGCUUUUCUUUUGCGGCAAAACUGUGUUGCAGUUGCGCUCACUUUGUAAUACUAACAACACUCUGGAAUAAGGAAAUGCUCAUUGCCGCUGACUUUUCUUCUGAUAGAACGUUGAUGGAGCGUUUUUAUUUUAUUUUCCGGUACUUUCUCAAGCGCAGAUUUCCUAGAAAGAGAUUUGCGAGUGCAAGAUCUCCUAGCCAGUGGCUUCCUGAAUUCAUGCGUGGACAUGAAUAGCCGCAGCGAUUCUACUCUAAAGCAUGGUUCACUCGGUGAAUCCUCGUCGACAAUGUGUGAUUAUCGCUAUAACUUCUAGCCACAGUACGCAACUGGAAAAGGAAUUUUUUGAAAGAAUUGCUUGUAUAUGUGCGCGCAGGUUUCCUAAAGAUGUGAAACUUCAUGUUGUGCUUAGAGUUAAAACUUCUCACUUGAAAAUUCACAAACUCGUGGGGAAAAGGUGUGAUAUUGUCCUGAAACGAGGCGUGUUGUCUACACGCCAGGAAGCGGUAAAAUGGCAAUAAUGACAGCUCACCCGAGACUCGCCAGAUGCUGUAUGGAGCAAAAGUGUAAUAAAUCAAAAUCAGUAUGGCCAAGAUCACGGAAGAAGCCGACGUAUACGCCGAUACGGUGGGCAGGCAGAAUUGGAAUCAUGUAUGCACCAGAAUACAAAGCACUUAAGCCAACAAGAAGACAUGGGCUAUACUCCGAUUGCUGCUGGCUAAGACGGAAGCGAAGACGGUCACACGCCUGCACUGAAGACGACUCAUCCACAGCUUCGAAGGCAUGUAGGAAGAUAUCCUCAAGACAGUCACAAGCAUGUUCCUGGGAGACGGAAAUCUAGGACGUGUCCACCCGGAAUUCCGAGAACACAAAGGGAACGUCUUCCAGAAUUGGACUGGGCAUUUACAAGAGCAGAGGUGGUGCAGCCCCUAAGCAACCUGACCAGAAACACUACACCAGGCAAACUCAAAAUCAACUAAAGGCACUACACAACCUAGAAGCCACAGCGAUAAGCUCCUUCCUAGAAUUUAUCAAUGAUUGUUGGGAAGCGGACAAGAUGCCAGCUGAGUGGAAACACGCCGAUGUCACCAUGAUUCCUAAGCGUGGAAAUCCGUUAGCCAUAUAGAACUUGAGGCCGAUUUGGCAGACUUCAUGCGCGGGAAGGUUAUAUGAACAUAUGAUGCUCAACAGGCUUUCGCUGUGCCUGGAAGACAACGGGCACUUCCCAAACACGAUGUUUCACUUUCGGCAGCGCCUAUCAACACAAGAUAUCGUCCGUCACAUCGAGGAGGAGGUAGUAGAUAAGUUAAGCACAAGCAACAACAGAGCCAUCCCAACGGUAAACGUAAAGGGGGCUUUCGACAAUGUCUCACAUAAAGCGAUAUUUGCGCAUGUCAGCAGCUUCAACUACGAGGAGAGCAUUUGCUGUCAUGUCGAGGACUUCCUAUCCGAGUGUAUGGCAACGGUGGGUAUAAGAAAUCUGAGAUGCGAAAAAAAAAUCAAGGUCCCGGCUAAACGCACGCUGCAGGGCUCGAUAAUUCCCCUUCUGCUCUCCAAUCUAGUGUCGAGCACCCUACCGAACGUUCUUGGUGAAGUGGAGUAAAUUGAACAUGCCCUGUAUGCGGAUGACUUAACCAUAUGGAGGCUUAGGGGAUCGACGAGAAGACAGCAAGAAGCAAGAAAAAUACAGGAGUCAGUAGAGAGGAGUGAAAGGCACCUCGGUGCGCGUGGACCAUCAUCUGCCCCUGAGAAAUCGGAGCUCCUGAUUCUGAAAAUGAGAGCAAGAGGGCGCCCCCCACCCAACAAACUCCAGAUCUUGAUGUAACGUUGAAUGGAAUCUACAUCAGAAAGGUCAUACACUCCGUAUCCUUGGAAUGGUCUUCCAGGAGUAAGGAGCGAGGCAUGCCACAGUACUGCGACUUUAAAAAAACGAUCACAAAUACAAGACAAAUAGGAUUAAAUGGAAAUGACACCCCAAAACUCAUACAAUCAUUAGUCAUCCGCAGAAUCAUCUACGGUACAACGUACCCAGAUAUGAAGAAUAGUGAAAAAGACAAAUUAAAUAUAGUGACAAGAAGGACAUACAAAUUGGCAGUAGGACUACCACCCACCAUGUCAACAGAAAAACUGCUGAAACUAUGAGUGAAGAAAGCCCGGGAAUAAUUGGCGGAGGCUCACAAGACGAACCAAAUUGAAAGAAUAUAACUUACCACUGCCGGCAGCAUCUCGAAAAAGAACACAACUGUUCACAGCGUGUACUCCCAACCCUGUCAGCAAGGAUACACAUAGCACCCAUACCAAUAAACAUGCUCUCAGAAUAUAACAAAGAGAGAAGAGAGCCACCGUGUUACAAAAAAAACAGCUAAAUAAAGAAAGCAACAAGGCAGAAAUAAGGCACACAGAUGAUGCAUAAUACAAGGCAGGGAGAUAUGUAACCUGCGUAACACGCAGAAUGAAAAGACUAGCAGCUGCAUCAGUAGUUGGUAGAAACAUUGAUGCAGCCGAACAAGUCGCCACAGCAAUGACCACAAGGACCUGGCAGGGUACAUGUCGGCCAUCGUCGUCACAAACUCGCAGGCAGGCUGUCGCCAUUUUCGGGCAGGAAGAAUCAGCAAGACCGCACCCAACAUCCCCAACAACAAAUAUUCCUCAAACGUACAUUGACUGACCCUCGAGACACGAAUCCUUGUAGGGAAAUCAAGCGGCCUACGCCAUCACCCAAGAACAUGUAUGCCGGACAACCCCGCCAGGACAUCGUCUACCGUCACACGAAGGCAAAAUGACACAAAGCAAAUACUAAAACAUUCUAGAACAUUGCAAGAAGAACAGCCGAGAAUAUCUGCCACCACACUGCAAGCUUAACAGAGAAGAAUCCGUCAUACUACGCCGACUUCAGAUGGGCAAUUACUUCCACGACACGAUACUACACGCGACGUACCACUCAACAUAUGUACCAGAGGCUGCCAAUUCUGCAAUAGGCCAAACACCCUUAACCCCACAGUCUGGGAAUGCAAAAAGAACCCGCGGAGAACGUCCAUCCGAGCACCCACAAAAGACCAGUGGGAGGCCGAGCUGACAAAUCCAAGACCUGAGAACCAGCUACGGCUGGUGAACAGGUUUAGAUUGUCAGCACAGGGCCACGGCUACCUGAAAUAAUGUAGCCGGCCACCUUUGGGCAUUAACAGCUUGGUCUCCGUAAUAAAGUUUAUUUACUCAACUAUUUGUUUUUAAUAGAUUAAGCGAGUACUGAAUUCUGAAUGCCUUAUUGUAUUGUAUAUAGCCACAGCAGACCUUCAUGAAAAAGAUUCUAUUCAGAUGUAGUUCGACUUUUGUGAUAAUGACCACUUACAGCUUACUGUACAUACUGCUCAAGUCAUACAGGGAUACUAACUAGUAGUAGAAUGCAAACGACUUCAAUUUUCGACGUUUUGUUUUCCAAAUAUUUCUUUUAUCAAGACUUCGGGAAGCAGCAUUGAAGCUCUUCGCCUCUUACCAUCUUCAUUUCGUGAUUAGGCUCUCUGGCUGCUGCCUCUGGUCUACUGUAUCAUAACAGUAACGCUCAUACGUUGGUGCUUGAUGUUUGACUGCCUUUUGUUUUACCAUUUUCGUCGAUAGUGUUGUGGUCUGUUCGAGUGCUUUUGUGCUGUGAUCCACCGCUAUUAUGUGUGUUCGUGUAAAUGCUGUAUUAGAGUGUUUGUGUAUCUUAUUUAAUAUUACCAUUUGUUACGCUUUACGUGUUUUGCUCUGCAUACUUCAGCUGAUGCAUAAGUGAACGAAAAUGUGAACACAUAUGUAUUGCGCGACAGUUAAUCGUUCGGCUUCCGCUCAUGAACACCCUCACAACUACCAGUUGGCCGGAACCAUAAAGCGUCAGGUGUGUCGAAGAACAGGUGAUGGCAUUGAGUAUCUUAAAACAGCAGGGGCCGAAUCCAAGAAGCUUUUCUUUAGUAAGAGCUCCUAAGCGCCCUUCACUAAUUAUAGGUCCAGCAACAGGAUUAGCUGGAAUUUUCUUUUACGAACAAAUCUAGCGCAAUAGCUUUUUGUGAAAAUGAACCCAGCUUCCUUCUCAAAUCAUUUGUUGGUUUCUGUCCUCAAAAUUUGAUGUCCAGCCAUUACGUUUCCCGACGACGAAAGACGCCACGAUGUUUACGUGACGACAGCGUUACUGAAACACUCUCUAUGUAAUUCAUGAAAAAGAUGUCGUGCAGUUGACUGAGAAUCCUUCGUGUGCGCUUCGUCACGAUGGCUACGCGGAUAUUCACUGUAUUUUACGCCUAUGAGGAAUAAAUGUUUCACCAA
Messenger RNA from Dermacentor albipictus, 6832 nucleotides. Its product is annotated as clotting factor G beta subunit-like. The record is from RefSeq and is a predicted model, not a curated record. NCBI's taxonomy places the organism in Eukaryota, Metazoa, Arthropoda, Arachnida, Ixodida, Ixodidae. Gene Ontology annotation, molecular function: serine-type endopeptidase activity. Gene Ontology annotation, biological process: proteolysis.